This is a messenger RNA of Sclerotinia borealis F-4128, 1977 nucleotides long. The record is from the annotation of a GenBank genome assembly. Lineage: Eukaryota; Fungi; Ascomycota; Leotiomycetes; Helotiales; Sclerotiniaceae.
AUGACCGAUAUUGAGUUGCCUAUUCGUUUGGCUCAGUGUAUUGGAAUUACUGCUUCGUCUGCUCUCGCUGGAGCUUCUCUCAGCAUAUCCUUCAUCGCCGUUCCAAGAUUACUCGAAUCCCCACCACAUCUUUUGCUCAAACAAUGGAAUAACCUUUUUCAACAAGGAAAAGCAUUCUUCCCCAUCGCUUCGUUGGUUCCGGCAGGAUCUUUCUUCUUCCUCGCAUAUAAACAGACUUCUAAACUUAAGUUAAAGUUGUUUGCCGCGGCUGGCGCGUUGGCUGUGGGAAUUAUUCCUUACACGCUUUUGUGCAUGAUGUCUACUAAUACAAAGUUAUUGGGAAAGGUGGAUGAGGCACAGGUAGUCUAUGCCAAUCAAUCGGGUGGGGAUUGGGAUGAUGUUUCUUCGGGAUCUGGUCGCAAACAUAAGAAAUCUUCCAAGGACCGCGAGAGGAGUGAUAGAAGUUACAAGAAGAGUUCUUCGAGCAGGAGAAAGCCUUUGGAAGAGGAAGGGGAUGAGGAUGUGAGAACUGCUCACGAAUUGGUUGAUCGUUGGGCAUUGUUGAACGUGGGACGGGGUAUUAUGAUGAUUGCGAGUGCCGCGGUCGGUACUUGGACUGUGUGUGCACCGCCACACAUGACGCUUAAGCAAGAUGACGACAUGGCCCUGAAAAUCAUUGCUCUUAUCAAGGAGAAAGAACAUCAUAGGGAACGAGCUUUGGUGACGGAUGGAUGGACAAUUAGGAUGGUGAUGGAAUUGGUGAUGGAAUUAUUGGCAUCAAGAGCAGCAGCUCGCACUCUUCGUGCACCAAUUAGACGACAAGUCAGACAAACACGAUUUGUUUCGACGACACAGGCUGAAGGUGCAAAGGCAGGUGGUGCUUCGGGGUUUGCGGCGGGUGUAGCGGGUGGUGCGGUGGUUUUGGCUGGAUGCUACACAUAUUAUCAAUUCUCCGGCGCCAAAACCGUCGUCAACGCAUACAGUUCCACCAAAAACCAAUUCCACAAAGCCACAUCAGCACUUUCUGAAAAGGCUCCUGAACCCAAUCAAGCGAUUAAAUGGUUGCGAAAUGCCACUUCUUCCUACGCGGCUUUUAUCCCAGGUGCUCAAUCGUUCCUCGAUGGUGCAUUUAACGAUAUUGAGAAAGUGCAGGAAAAACAUGGCAAGGAAGUCGAUGAUAUUGUUAAUAAAACAUAUGCCGAUCUCAAGGAUAUCAGUAAGAAGGGGGGAGUGGAUAUGCAAACCGCGGUGCAGGGUUAUAAUAUUUUGACCAAGGCGUUAAACGAUAUUGCGGAGUUGGGAAAAGAUAGUUUGGGGGAUAUUAUGGAGAAUCAUCCGCAGAUUAAGGAGAAGUUGGGGGGGAACCUCGAUCAGCUGAAGAGUAUGGCGGAAAAUUAUGGGCCAGAGGCGAAGAAGGAAUUGGAUGAUACGUAUAAGAAGGUUUCGGAGAUUCUGGCGGGGGGUUUGGGGGUAGGGUCGAUUGAUCAGGUGCGCAAAUUGAUUCAGGAGAAGAGUGAUAAGGUGAAGAAGUUGGGCGAACAAGCUUGGAAUAAGGGGUUAGAAGAGUGGAAACCUUAUCUAGAGAAAAAUCCCCAGGUCAAGGAAAUCGUGGAGAAGAAUGCUGAUGCGUUGAAAUCGGGGAAUGUAAAGGAGAUCUUUGAUCAGGUUAGGCAGGCGAUUGACUCGGGAAAUACGGAUAAUCUGCAGAAGUAUAUUAAGGAGGCGGGGGAAAAGGCAAAGAGUAAGGGGAGUGGAUUGGGUGGGUAUGCGCAACAAGCGGCGCAAAUGGCGGGGAUUCCGGGGGCGGACAAGAUGUGGGAGAGGUUGCAGAGGUUGCAGGAGGUGGCGAGGGAGAAUGGGGGGGAGGUGGAGGGGUUGCUGAAGAGUGCGUUUGAGGAGAUUAGUGGGGUGGUUGAGAAGAAGGUUAAGGAGGCGGAGAAGUUGAAGGGGAAGGUGGAGAGGGAUGCUAAGAAGUAG